This is a messenger RNA of Effrenium voratum, 2079 nucleotides long. The record is from the annotation of a GenBank genome assembly. NCBI's taxonomy places the organism in Eukaryota, Dinophyceae, Suessiales, Symbiodiniaceae.
AUGGAGGUAAUGGACGUGCAAAGCAAUCGUGCCAUGGCUGGAGGUGUCUUGGCCCUGGCAGUAGCCACCUUUGUCCUUGUCGCUUGGGCACGAGUGCUCCUCCUGCGCACCAAGCUCGCGAGGGCCAAGACCCCAGUGGCGCCGAGUUUGCUGGUCAAGGACCUGGUGGACGAUGUGGUGCGUGAGGAGGAGCUGGUGGUGGUGCUCAGCUGCUACCGGGAAACCCAGGAGGAGUUGAAGCACAGCUUGGGCACCGUGGGUUUUCAAGGUGGGUACUCUGACCUUCCACGGACCUUGCGCGAAGGUUCGGCGUCCGAAGCUGGCCCGACGGUGCGUGUCAUGAUCUUCCUGGACGGGCUGCAGGGCAAGGAGGAGCAGGUGCUGCAGUUUCUGAAGGCCUCCAAUGAGGAGGAUGAGAGCAGCACUCAGGCACCCAGCAGCUCCGGCAGCUCAGAUGGGAGCAGCCCACGGAGCGAGGCGUCGCCGCUGGCCAAGGCGGACUGGGGGGAGGACUUCGCGACGCUGCAGGCGAUGAGCGGCUUGCUUUGCUUGAAAAAUCCUGAGCGUGUGCACGGCUGCGUGCGGGUGCAGGGGGAGCUCUCCAGCAGCAGCCGCGAGGUGCCCUUCGAGCUGUACAUCAAGACGAGCUGGGCGCGGUCCAAGCGUGCCAGCCAGGCGCUCUGCAUGUCCCUCCUGCAAAGCGCCCCAAAAGCCCCCUCAGACGCGGAGAGUGCAGACGUGGAGAGCGGCCCAAGAGUUUCAGGGCCUCAGGCGCUGCUGCUGCUGGACGGGGACUGCCGCGUGGAGCAUUGCCACCUGCCCGAGCUCUUCUAUUGCCUGCGGGACCAAAAGUUGGCAGCCUGCGGCCCAUUCAUGCUGGCGCAGAAGCGGACCAGCUUUUGCCUCUUGGUUCAACUGGUGAGGGACUGGGCCUCCCAGCGGAUCUUGUGGCUGGGCCAGAGCGUGUUCCGCUUCCAGGCGCCGCUGAACGGGUCCUGCGCCAUGUACUCCAUGGAGGCCGUGCAGGCCGUGCAGGAGCACUUCUGCCGGGCCGUGCGGGAGGACUCCAUGCUGGACAACAUGCGCAUCGAGAUGGGGGAGGACAGCUUCAUGACCAACCUCGUCCACGAGCACGUGCAAGAGAGGGUGCACGGGGUGCACGGGAUCCGGUUCAUGCCCCAAGUCCACGCCAGCUCCUUCAUGCCCGAGACCUGGCUGGAGUACCUGGCCCAGCAGUGCCGUUGGAAGCGGUCCCACCUGGGAAACCGCAGCGCCUUGCUGCUGAACCCCAAGGUCUGGUGCUGCAAGCCUUCGCGCUGGCCCUUCUGGCUGGUGCACGUGGCCUCCUUCCUCUGGACGCCCCACCUGGCCCCAGCCACCUUGACGCUGUGGUUCUCCCAUUUGACGGGCGAAUUCCUGGAGGAUGCCGGCCUUGGCCGUGGCCUCGGCGCAGGCGUGCACGCCGCGCUGUGGCUGGUGAUCUGCCUCUACGCGGUGCUGUCGGCUGGAAGCUCGGUGCCAUCGAAGCCGAAGAUGCACUCGGCCUUCAUGGGCUUCUUCAUGGGCUUGGGCGCCCUGCAGAUGUUCUUGCUGGCUCACCGGAACCUCUGCUUCGUGGCCAUGCCCCUGGCCAUGUCCGUGGUGCUGCUGCUGCUGCAGCUGCCCCAUGGCCUGAGGGCGCCCUGGGCGGGUCUGCUGGUGCUGGCCGUCCCCUUGGCAGCCUUCGUGGAGCUGGUGCAGCAGCCGGUGGUGGCGGUGGCCAACGCGGACGGGGUCAGCGCCAAGUGGGCCACCCGCGAGAAAACGGAGGGGAAGAUGCCCGAGGCUAAGGUGGCGGUUGAGGAUUGGCGCAAGCAUGCGAUGGCCAUCCGUUCCUGGAGCCGUUGGAUUUUCCUCACGGCUUGGCUCUUUGUGAACUUUGCCUUGGGAGCCGUGCCCUUGAGCCUGGGCUACUCCGGGCUGGCGGGUUCUAUGGUGGCCUCGAUGCUGGUGACCAACCUGCUGCUGCAUGCGCUGCUCGCAUUGGCCUACUCCCUUUGGCUCGCCUUCUUCCGUGCCCGCCGGGCAUGUGGUGCCUAG